Messenger RNA from Arachis ipaensis, 1498 nucleotides. RefSeq lists its product as uncharacterized. NCBI's taxonomy places the organism in Eukaryota, Viridiplantae, Streptophyta, Magnoliopsida, Fabales, Fabaceae. The record is from RefSeq and is a predicted model, not a curated record.
UAUGAAUUCUCCAAUAGAAAUAAGACACGUGGAGAGACAAUUAGGGUCCAUAUAUGCCUCGCAUUCCCCCAAUUCUAUUCCUUUUUUACUUCGCUGUGUUCACUUUGCAGCUCUUAACACAAGCGGUAUCACGUUCGGUUUUCUACGUUAAUCUAAUUCUGAUGGAGGUUGAGAUUGAUGGCUCUAAUAAUGGGGAGGCAAUAGAAAAUGCUGCCAUGGCUGACGAUUGUAGCACCGAUGAAGGAAACAACGCAGAUGAAGCAAACAAUGCUGAUGAAGGGAACAACGCUGACGAAGGAAACAAUGGUGAUGAUGGAAAUAACAUCGAUGGACGUGCUAUUGUGCCAGUUCAAAGCCAAGGUCAAGAUGUGACUCAAGUUUCUGCUGGAGGGGCCAUAACCCUAGCUGUUCCCACACUUCCGGUCCCAAUUGUUUCACCUGUUGAACCUUAUGUGGGACAGGAGUUUGAGUCAGAAGCAGAAGCACAUGCAUUCUACAAUGCAUAUGCCACGAGUGUUGGAUUCAUCGUACGUGUUAGUAAACUCUCUCGAUCAAGGAUCGAUAAUUCUGCUAUUGGGCGGAUUUUUGUCUGCAACAAAGAGGGAUACAGGAUGACUGACAAGCGUGAAAAUGUUAUACGGCAAAGGGCUGAGACAAGGGUUGGUUGCAAGGCAAUGAUAAUGGUAAGGAAAGUAAAAUCUGGUAGCUGGGUUGUUACACGUUUUGUAAAGGAACACACACAUCCUCUUGCUGGUCCAGGAGGUGGCAGAAGGGAUUUCAUCUACGAACAAUAUCCGGGCGAACGGGAUAGAAUUCGGGAAUUAAAUCAGCAGUUGACAGCAGAGAAAAAGAGGUCUGCCACCUAUAAAAGACAUCUUGAAUUGAUACUCGAGCACAUUGACGAGUAUAACGAGAGCCUAUCGAAGAAAAUACAGCACAUAGUAGACAAUGUAAAGGAGAUGGAAAGCAAAGAAGAACAAAGUCAAUUGAACUUUCAAUUAGCCACCCUUUAAAUAAUUUUCCCCCGGACGAAACACAGAAACCAACCGUCAAUUCAAAAAUGCUGCGAUGCGAAGCAUACAAAGUGCAAUGUUAGUAGUAUUCUGCUAAUUGCUGACCCUAGGGUGUUUGCUCUCUGUUCCUGCUUUAGAUGUCUGGUGGGGUUCUCAUGCAAUGAAAUUCAUUGUAUUGUUUUCUUAUUUAUGCUACGAAUGAAUGACACUUUUAAUUGGUAGAAGAAGAAAGCCAAUUACUGUCAAUGCCUGGUUUCAUCUGAGUUGAUUCUUGUGGGAGCUGUGCCAGAAAUAUGAUAUUAUUACUCAAGAGAGGCAUUCAAAUGCCAUGGUAGAGUUGAAUUGUUCCAUUUUUUUAAUGAGUUUGUAAAACAUGAUCCAAGGCUUUGACUCUUGUGUCUAGUAAUGAUUAAUCUAUUUUGUAUAUAUAAUGAGACUUGUAUGAGCAUGUUGUGCUCCCAAUCCAUGUUCAUGUUUUCUCCCUU